Molecule: messenger RNA, 1152 nt
Organism: Mytilus trossulus (common blue mussel)
Lineage: Eukaryota; Metazoa; Mollusca; Bivalvia; Mytilida; Mytilidae
Exons: 2
Coding region: 1-1152 (383 amino acids)
Molecular function (GO): nucleic acid binding
Source: RefSeq, a predicted model, not a curated record
AUGAGGAAACUUGCGGGAACAAAAUGGGGUGCAAAUGAAAAAAUCUUGAAAUCUGUCUACCAAGGAAAUGUACGACCAUACCUUGAAUACGGAUCUAGCGCUUGGAUGACUGCAGCCAAGUCUCACCAUCAGACUUUAGACAAAGUUCAGAAUCAGACACUACGUAUCAUCACAGGUGCUAUGAAAUCAACACCAAUAAAAAGUAUGGAGGAUAUAACAAACAUACCCCCAUUAGGAAAGCGAAGGGAGUGCAAAGCAAUGAUACAGGCCACCAAAUAUCAGUGUUCACAAGACCACCCAAUGAAUACCAGACUAAAACAACUCUCAUCAGGCAGACUGAAAAGAUCCAGCUUUACAUUAGAGACAAGAGCAUUGCAAAGAAAACACCAGGAAGCCCUACCAAAAUAUAUAGAACCCAUAGUUUUCACAAUGAAUAACACCCCUUGUGAAGAAAAACUUGGAAAUGUCACCAUCCAGACCUCAGUUCCGCUCAUUACCACCAGAGAUGAACAGACUAGUAACGUAAAGAAAAUACUUACAAUGAGUAUGCUUGAAGAACAGUAUCCUUCGGAAACUUGGCCCAAUGGAGAUCAACAAUCAGAGGCAAUACCAACAGGCCUACAUUGUUCAAACUACAAAGCUGAAGAAGAAGCCAUUACUCAUGCUGCACAUUCCAUCAAAAACAAAAUCGAUGAUACAUCUCAAGUAGUAUUCCUGACUGAUGCCCUCUCUGUUCUACAAGCUUUGAAGAACGACAAGCUGCCUCAACUCCAACAAGCUUUAUACAACAUCAAAAGUCUGACAACAGUUAUCCAGUGGAUCUCUUCACACUGCGGAGUUUGGGGUAAUGAACAAGCCAACAGAUUAGCAAAGUAUGGUGCUGAACAAGAACAGGAAGAAAAUCCAGUCUGCUUUUCAGAGAUGAAGACUAUCAUAAAAUCUCUGUUCAACACUCCACAGCAACAAGAUAGUUACCACCAGCUAACAAGAUCUGAACAAACCACCAUCUUUAGACUGAGGACAGGACACAACAGACUCAACCAACAUUUAAACAAAGUCAUGAAAGUGUUCCAUCUCCUAUGUGUCCUUGUGGAGAAGCAGAGCAGGAUACAGCACACCUCCUACAGUCAUGCAAUCUCCACCAGGCAUUGA